This is a messenger RNA of Drosophila navojoa, 514 nucleotides long. RefSeq names its product transmembrane protein 234 homolog. NCBI's taxonomy places the organism in Eukaryota, Metazoa, Arthropoda, Insecta, Diptera, Drosophilidae. The record is from RefSeq and is a predicted model, not a curated record.
CUGACAACGUCUCUGCGCGAAAAGUGUUGGUAAGUAUUACAAGCAACCCUGGGAAUAUGACAGCCGGCGGCACAGCUGAUGUACAUAAACAAUGCUGUUAACUACGUUGCAACUGCUGACUGUCGGGCUGCUGUGGGGUGUGACGAAUCCAUUUAUACGGCUGGGAAGCCAAGGCAUUGAGAACGUUAAGGACACGGGCUCCAGAUAUCAAAAUUUUCUUGCCGAGCUUCGAAUGAUCGGCUCACGUCUACAUUAUUGGAUACCAUUUGGACUUAAUCAGUGCGGAAGUCUGCUCUAUGUGUGGACAUUACGAAGCGCUAAUAUUACUAUAGCUGUACCGCUGGCGAAUUCACUAAGUUUCGCGUUCACAGCUAUAACUGGGUAUCUGAUCGGCGAGCAACUGCCUGGCAAAAAAAUUAUCAUAGGAACUGUGCUAAUAUGCUGCGGCAGUAUACUUAUGAUAUAUGAUAAGUUGAUACAGGAACAGCAGAUGCAAAGUAUCGAAUUUAAUUAG